GGAAGCUAAACGGAAGGUAAACAAACCGUUGUGGAAAAUUUCGUGCUUAGCUGCAAGCUAAAGUGCUUUAAACCCUUUGAGUGUUUGUUGGGUUUGUUUUAAGUUCAUCCGGGAGUCAUGAACAGCUUCCAGGCCGCCAGCCCUCCGCUCUCUGCUGCUGUGACCCAGAUGUUCAACACGCUGGAGUCGGCUGCAGAACAAAUGAUGGUGCACAGAGACUUCCAAGCGGCUUUUGACACAUGUCUCAGAGGUCUGGAGAGUCUCGAUGGCCUGGAGCCCGAGGACAGCAGAUGUGCAGAGCUCAAGGCUGGUUUCUGCAUCUUAGGGAUUCAGGCUCUGGCUGAGCUCAAUCAGUGGCGUGAUGUCCUCUGCUGGGUCCUGCAACAGUAUGAGCAGGAGAAAAUACCAGCGAAGAUCAUGCAGAUGUGUAUACUUCUUUACUCCAAGGUGGGUGAGCCUGCUGUAAUGCAGGAGGUGACCAGAGCCUGGUUACACUACCCGUCCAACAGCAGGGCGACUAGCUUCAGGACCGUCGCAGAGCUGUACCUGCUGCAUAUCCUUGUGCCGCUGAGAGAAGCAGACGAGGCUCGGGAGCUGAUCAGAGGCGAGCUUUUUAGCAGCGCCUUCACAGAAGAACACAGACAGACAGCGCUGGAUAUCAUAGAAGAAAAAGAGCGACAAAAUCAAGACCCUCCUCUAAAUCCCAGGAUGAGUGGAAGCUCUGACGUCACUGAACAUCCUGUCUCAUCCCAAGGUACUUUAGUCCAUAAACUUGAGGCUGUGAUCAGGUUUUUAUACCGAAAACUCCUGAUGAUUGGUUCUGGCUCAUUCCCUUUCCGGAGAAUCUUUCUGACUGCCAUCCUCCUCUACAUGCUCUUUUUUCGGAUGGAUCCAGCUCUCCCGUCUGCGUUCAUGUGGAUUUCGAAACUUCUGCAGCUGCUCAAACAGAUGUGGAACGCCAUGUUUGCACCCUAUUAUCAGGCAGUCACUCAGAGCAAAGGACUGUAGAGGACUGAAUAUGCUAGGUCUAUCAUUUUAAAUGAAUUCUCUAAGGACUGUUUGUAAGACAACAUGGAUGAUAUUCACGUCAGAUCUAUAAAACAUUUAAAGCGUCCUCAUUCCAGGAAAAUUGCUUUUUUUUUUUUUUUAAGCUGCAGACUCUUCAGCUCACAUGACACAGCUUCCCAUAAAUUCUCCCCAGCUCCUCACUAAUACAUCCUUUGUUUGUCCAUCUCAAAGCAACACAUGAAUCAUCAAGAGUCUGAUGUGUUUUUUUUUCUUUUCCUUUUUUAAGUCUGGGAAGUGACUCACUGUUCUGGUUCAGAGUACCUAGAAUGAUGAGUAGGGGUAAGAAAACAGUUGCAGUCAGUGUAUCACUGUAUGAAUCUGAAAUUUGUUAAAUGAUUAUAACAAUAGUUAUAAUAGUCAGUUUAAGUUUUGUGUACUGCAAUGUGCUGAGGUCCUGUGGCUGCAAAACAAGCCUAAACCAUGACCCCUCUGCCACUGUGCAUGACAUGAGGUGUUUGUCCUGAUAUGGUGUGUCUGGUUGUCAACAAACAUGGUGCUCUGCAUUACAGCCAAACAUUGCCACUUUGGUCUCGUCUCUCCAAAGGACAUUUUUAGAAGUGUUGCACUUGACAUGCUAACUGAGGCCGGUAGAGUCUUGGAUGUAUUUGUUUGCACGUCCAAGAUCAUGCACUGGGUCUGGAAUUUGCUGGGACGUUUACUCCUGAGAAGAUUGGCGACUCCUUUGAAUGUUUUCCAGUUGUGAAUAAUUGUUCUUACUGCAAAAUGAUGGACUUCUGAUUGUUUGGAAAUGACCCUAUAACCUUUUCCAGAUCGAUGGGAAGCCGCAGUUACUUUUUUAACUCUUUCCUCCACAAUUACGACAUUUGACAACAACGUUAAUAGGUGUGAAAGAUGGACAGAGAUGAAGUUUUUCCUCCUUGGCGCUGUGUUAACACACCGGAAUGCUCCAGUCCAGCAAACUGCCGAAACCUCAGCUUUUAUAGAAGUGGUCAUGAUCAAUUAAUCAAGUGCAUUUGAUUUUCAACAUGUUACCCUCUUAAUUCAAAUAGAAGCUGUCAGAUUGUACUUAGUUUUUCACAGGAUUGGAUCUUAAGAAAAUGCACUUACAAUGUAAGAGUGAAGAUAUUUGUUCUGCAUUUAAGUGUCCCUGUGACUGUUCUUAUGUAUUAUUUUAUUGAUAAUUCUCAUAAAUGAACCUUAAAUUUUUAAAGGGUAAUCAAUUUGGAAUUAUAAUUUUGAAUUAUAUGUGUGGAUGUGACAGCGUGUUUGAUAGGACAAAAUCCAGUCACCUUAUUUUUUUUUUAAAUGGAUGGAUGGGUAGUUAAGUAACUGGUUACCUAACAUGCUGUCAGGCCUUUCCAAAAGUAUCAUCAGUAAAAAUUUAAAGAGGGAAAAACAAACUUUUUUUAUAAUCUUAUAUUCCUGUUGUGGAAAUUUGAAUUUAAUUUAUGUGAAGAUCUAUUAAAUUUAAUCUUAUGCAGCACUGUUAAGCAGUUUUAAAUUUAAAUGUUUAAAUUGUUUUCUGAAAGCUUACAAGUAGCGAAAAAAGUAGAAUAAAAGUGUGCAG
Molecule: messenger RNA, 2596 nt
Organism: Oreochromis aureus
Lineage: Eukaryota; Metazoa; Chordata; Actinopteri; Cichliformes; Cichlidae
Gene: pex26
Product: peroxisomal biogenesis factor 26
Exons: 5
Coding region: 118-1008 (296 amino acids)
Biological process (GO): protein import into peroxisome membrane; protein import into peroxisome matrix
Cellular component (GO): peroxisome; peroxisomal membrane
Molecular function (GO): protein-containing complex binding; ATPase binding
Source: RefSeq, a predicted model, not a curated record